This is a messenger RNA of Talaromyces proteolyticus, 975 nucleotides long. RefSeq lists its product as uncharacterized. Bases 1 to 975 code for a protein of 324 amino acids. The record is from RefSeq and is a predicted model, not a curated record. The transcript is spliced from 2 exons. NCBI's taxonomy places the organism in Eukaryota, Fungi, Ascomycota, Eurotiomycetes, Eurotiales, Trichocomaceae.
AUGGCUCGCUUCCUGGUAUCUCUCACCUCUAGCCUCGCCCUCGCCGGCGCCGCUUCUGCUGCAAUUGGGCCUCGAGACUGCUCUUAUUCCGUCACCGCGAACAACGGCGACACCUGCCAGUCUAUCUCUGAUGAUUGGGGUAUCACAACGACUCAGUUUGAAGAGUACAACUCUCAAGUCGGCGCCAACUGCAGUAACGGUGUCACCGUGGGCCAGUCAUAUUGCGUUCAGUGGUCAGGUCCCCUUCCCACAAAGACCACUGUCCCCGCUGCCACUACCGCUACCACUACCACUGCCACUGCCACAGGUAACGGCGCUCCAUCGCCUACACAGAGCGGUAUUGCUGCCAACUGCACAAAGUACUACCAGGCCGUAUCAGGGGACUCUUGCUCUUCCAUCGCCAGUGCCUUUGGAACCUUUUCAGUCUCCGACUUUGAAUCGUGGAAUCCAGCCGUUGGCUCUAGCUGUUCAGGUCUAUGGGCCGGCUACUACUAUUGCGUCGCCAUCCCUGGAACACCAACCUCCAGACCGACUACUACCACGGCUCCCUCUGGACCUUCUCCCACACAGAGUGGCAUUGUCUCUGACUGUACGAAAUUCUACAAAGCUCAGUCUGGUGAUAGCUGCUACUCUAUCGCCACUAGUUUUGGUACCUUUUCCGUCUCCGACUUUGAGUCGUGGAACCCUGCAGUCGGGUCGAGUUGCUCUGGCUUGUUCGCGGGCUAUUAUUACUGUGUUGCUGUUCCCGGCACUCCUACCCAACCUACUUCUACUGCCCCGUCUGGCCCUCAACCCGAGCAGACUGGUAUUACUAGCAACUGCAAUAAGUACUAUAAGGUGCAGUCUGGUGAUUAUUGUGAGAAGAUUUGCCAGCAGUAUGGCAUUUCAGUCUCUCAGUUCUAUAGCUGGAACCCGGCGGUUGGGGACACCUGUCAGUCUCUCUGGGUUGGGUACUAUGUCUGCGUUGGUGUCUAA